Lemur catta (Ring-tailed lemur) is the source of this 1604-nucleotide messenger RNA. It is a transcript of the gene MBTPS2, whose product is annotated as membrane bound transcription factor peptidase, site 2. Gene Ontology annotation, biological process: regulation of response to endoplasmic reticulum stress; membrane protein intracellular domain proteolysis. Gene Ontology annotation, cellular component: membrane; cytoplasm. Gene Ontology annotation, molecular function: protein binding; metalloendopeptidase activity. The coding region runs from base 1 to 1560 and encodes 519 amino acids. The transcript is spliced from 11 exons. The record is from RefSeq and is a predicted model, not a curated record. Lineage: Eukaryota; Metazoa; Chordata; Mammalia; Primates; Lemuridae.
AUGAUUCCAGUGUUGCUGGUUGUGGCGGUGGUGGGCUGCUGGACUGCUGUUUACCUGAUCGACUUGGUGCUGAAGUCAUCUGUCUAUUUUAAGGAUUCUUAUGAAGACUGGUUGGAACACAAUGGAUUAAGCAUCUCUCCUUUUCACAUAAAAUGGCAGACAGCUGUGUUCAAUCGUGCCUUUUACAGUUGGAGACGAAAGAAAGCACGGAUGCUUUACCAGUGGUUCAAUUUUGGAAUGGUGUUUGGAGUAAUUGCCAUGUUUAGCUCUUUUUUCAUCCUUGGAAAAACACUAAUGCAGACUCUGGCACAAAUGAUGACUGACUCUCCCUCUUCCUCCUACACUUCUUCCUUGUCUUCUUCUUCAUCCCCCCUUUCUUCCUCCUCUACAUCGUCUUCCCCAUCUUCUUCCAUUCACAGGGAGCAGGUGCUGCAAGUUGUGGUUCCUGGUAUAAAUUUACCCAUAAACCAAGUUGCUUAUUUCUUCACUGCAGUGCUCAUUAGUGGUGUUAUACAUGAAAUUGGACAUGGGAUGGCAGCUAUUAGGGAACAAGUUCGAUUUAAUGGUUUCGGGAUUUUUCUCUUCACCAUUUAUCCUGGAGCAUUUGUUGAUCUAUUCACUACUCACUUACAACUUAUAUCACCAGUUCAGCAGCUGAGGAUAUUUUGUGCAGGUAUCUGGCAUAAUUUCACCCUUGCGCUCUUGGGCAUUUUAGCUCUUGUUCUCCUUCCAGUAAUUUUCUUGCCAUUGUACUAUGCUGGAGUUGGGGUGCUUAUCACUGAAGUGGCUGAGGACUCACCUGCCAUUGGACCCAGAGGCCUUUUUGUGGGAGACCUUAUCACCUAUCUACAGGAUUGUCCUGUCACUAAUGUGCAAGAUUGGAAUGAAUGUCUAGAUAAUAUAGCCUCUAAGCCUCAGAUUGGAUACUGUAUAAGUACAUCAACUUUACAGCAAUUAAGCAUCCCUGUUAGAGCAUACAAACGGCUAGAUGGUUCAAUUGAAUGUUGCAACAAUCACAGCCUCACAGAUGUGUGCUUCUCCUACAGAAAUAAUCUUAAUAAACGUUUGCACGGAUGUCUGCCUGCCCGGAAAGCAGUUGAAGCCACCAAAGUUUGUAGGACCAAUAAAGAUUGUAAAAAAGGAUCAACUGCAAGUUUCUGUAUAGUGCCAUCUUUGGAAAUUCACACUCGCUUAAUGAAAGUGAAACAUUCGUCUCAAAUUGAUACAUUGUACAUAGGACAUCCACUGCACCUUCACUACAUGGUAAGCGUAACCAGUUUUAUCCCUCGUUUCAACUUUCUAAGCAUAGAUCUGCCAGUGAUUGUGGAGACAUUUGUCAAGUACCUGAUUUCCCUGUCAGGAGCUCUGGCUAUUGGUAAUGCAGUGCCCUGCUUUGCUUUGGAUGGACAGUGGAUUUUAAACUCUUUCCUGGAUGCCACGCUUGCCUCAGUGAUUGGAGAUAAUGAUGUCAAAGAUCUGAUAGGAUUUUUCAUUUUGCUUGGUGGCACUGUACUUUUGGCUGCCAAUGUUACACUGGGGCUCUGGAUGGUUGCAGCAUAGUAAUUGCACUCAUAUGCUGGAAUCUAACUUACAAUACAUAGCUA